AAACAGCUCGGCGGCCUCGCCUCGCGCCCAGCCCGUCGGUCGGUCCGCCGCCAGCGCCCGUGCGUCUGUCUCUCCGGGCUGUGAAGUCAACCCCUUGCCCGCCAAGCCUAGUAAAAAUGUUGGUGCUUCUGGCUUUCAUCAUCAUCUUCCACAUCACCUCUGCCGCGCUGCUUUUCAUAGCCACCAUCGACAGCGCCUGGUGGGUAGGAGACCAGUUUUAUGCAGAUGUCUGGAGGAUCUGCUUAAAUGCCACCAACUGCACAGAAGUCAACGACAGCAUGCACGGUUACACCACGCUGCAGGCGGUCCAGGCCACCAUGAUCCUGUCCACUAUUCUCUGCUGCAUCGCCUUCUUCAUCUUUGUGCUCCAGCUCUUCCGCCUCAAGCAGGGAGAGAGAUUUGUUUUAACUUCCAUCAUCCAGCUCAUGUCAUGCCUGAGCGUCAUGAUCGCAGCGUCCAUUUACACAGACCAGCGCGAGGACAUUCACAACAAAAACCCUGGCCUCUACCGCGACAUCCAGGAGGGCAGCUACGGCUACUCCUUCAUCCUUGCCUGGGUGGCCUUCGCCUUCACCUUCAUCAGCGGCCUCAUGUACCUGAUACUGAGGAAGCGCAAAUAGAACCCGGAGCUCCCGCUGCAGUCCAGAAUCCACAUCCAGAUAACCGUUUUGUAUAUAAUCAUGUUGUGUGUGUGUGUGGUUUUUCUAGCAAACAUAUUGUUUCCUUUAAAAGCCAAAAAAAAAAAAAAGAGGAGUUUUUGUGUCCUUGAGACCAGGCCAAGCCCGCCAAGGCCGGCGUCCAGCCCCCCACAUCUGCAGGCCUCGGCCAGCACAGGCCACAGCCAGGAGGCUCAGACCCCAACUUGCUCAGCGGGAAUUUGUUAACCACGGGAUGUGAUGGACAUCACUAGAGGCUGGGAAAGCCGGGGACAGUCCUCCAGGUUUGGGCCACUCCAGCACCCCUCACCUGAGUUUUCCUUUCUGAGUCUGUGUCUGUGGUGGAAGGCGUGAGGUGGGCCAGGUGUGAGGUGGGCCAGGUGAGGGAUGAAGCCUCAGGUGUUUAGCCAACUUCCAUUGAGAAAGAGGUAGCGCCCUGCGUCCUGUUACCCCCAGCCCCGCCCCCAUGAUGGCCUGGCUCCAGAGAGGCCCCCCAGAUUUGCUAACAGUACCGCUAGCUUCUUUGGGAAGCUGUCUUGAAGGUGAGGGAUCCUGUCAUGAGCCCUAGAGCCCUUUGCGAAGUACAGACAACACGGGUCCCUGCCCUCGGCUCGGCAAGGGGCCUCGGCACCUGCGCCCCAUGCUCUAGGUGGAGGAGCACAUCCCAGUGGCGGUGAGCAGGGCUGCCUCCUGCUUGCUAGAGCUCUCGCCACGUAGAGACGGGGAGGUGGUCUAGACCCCAGUGGAAGCCCAGUCUUGGCUUCUGCCGCUCUUGAUUCUUCCUGCCUCUUGCACAGCUGCUCCCAUCUGGACCACCCAAGCACCAGCCCCAACCCCAGCCAUGCACCCUGACAGCCAGACGCCUGGGGGUGCAGGGCCGGGGCCCUCUGUGCUCCGUGCUUUGGGCCGUCCUGUCUCCUGCCCUGCCCCCUAAGGCUGGCCUCUCACACACGUGUCCGUCAGCGUAAAUUACAGGGUGCUUGUGUAACAGGCACAGGGAGGGUCCUCAUGGGAUCCUCGUCUGGUGGAGGAGCUAGAUUACAAGCCAGUUAGGAAAGCUCAUUCCAAGCAGAGAUGAGGGCUUUGAGCCCCACUGAGGACGGGCAAGGUGCUGGGGCGGGAGGGAGCUGGAGGCGUUAGCUGGGCCGGUUUGGCUCGGCUGGUGGAAGUGGCGUCUCUGUCUCACCCAGCGACCCUCUACUCCCAGGGAGGGUCGCAGGGGCCUGCAGCCAAGGCGGCAGGGAGAGAAAGGCGGGCUGUGGUGGUUCUCAAAUGUUAGUGGAUACAAGGACUCUCUGGGGAGUCUUACCAGGAUCUGGGGAACCAGUACUCUGCGCCUUGGCAGCUGCGCUGGGAAACUCAGCUUGGGGGGUUUGUCUUCAGUGUAAAAGCAUCGGGAGGUGGGAGGCAUGUGAGUGUGUGUGGUCUGCGAAGUACCCUCCCUCCGGAAGGAGCUCUUUGCGCCCUGCUGCUUCUCCCGCUUGUGCUUUGGGGGGUGUCCCUGGGCCGUGUGGGUCCCGUUCACAUGGCUCAGCCCAGGGCAUCUGCGUUGCCCUUGAUCUGCUGAGUGGAGCGAUGAUUCGCCAUCAGCCCAGAUCCAGUGAAAUUGGGGAGGUGACGAGUUUUUUAGGAUCGUGCUUGCACACACUCCUUUUUCUUUGUAUCUGCUCAUUCACUCUUUCGUUCACACAUCCAUUCAUUGUUCCUUUGUUUCCAACAGAAUAGUAAAUGCUUACUAUGUCCAGGCACUGUGUGAGGCUCUGAAGACAGGGACAAGUCAAUCAAGCCCGUCGUCCUCCCCCAAAAGGGGCCAUGUCCCGGUGGGGGGCCGCCAGCAUGGUGCAGGAGCCGUUGGGCCAAGGCAGAACAAACCCCAGCUCCUGUCCCGAGGCAGCGACUGGAGGCUGUUGUCAGAGAUGUAAUCCCUAUGCCCCACCCUCACCCCACCCCGCUCCCUACCAUGAGGUCUGCAGAGUGUUCCAUGAGACUAGUGGAGGGAGAGGAGGUUCUAGGUCUCCUGCAUUUUCUAUGGAGGUUGAUUUUGGUAAUUUUCUGGUUAGCACAAGGGGAAAAGAACCUUCCAGAAAUAGCAAUCCUGAAAACCAAUCCCCAAGCAAUGCAUGAAUUUCCUGCCCCUGCCAAACUUUAAGGGGUGUGUGAAUUUCUGAACUGACCCCAUGGGUUUUCCUGGCUGGCUGCUACUCCUGUGUGGCAUCAACACCCACGUGCGUCCGUGAGGUCCAGUUCUUGAGUAGUGGAAGACACAUUUCCCUGGGCUGACACACGUGGAGUGGGAGUGAGGUGAGGUAUGGACACAGUGUCUAACCUUAUUCAUAGGUAGACUCAGCCUUCGCGUGGUGCUUAAGUUAUUCAAGAACAACAAAGAAAAUUCGCUGAGAAGCAAAUAUUAGGACCAAAUAUAUCACUGGUGACAAUUGUAUUUGAAGGAACUGUAGUUUGCUCAUUUUAGGCCAUUUUUAUAAAGUACUGUAAUUCUUUUAUUGAGGGGUUAUGGAUGGAGACAAACUAACUCAUUUUGUUAUUUGCAUUAAAAUUACUUUGGGUCUCUGUCAAAUGAGUCUGGAGAAUGCUUGACGCGCGGUUCUGUCCCCAGACAUGGGCGGUGGAAAGCUGAGGGCGCCCACCCCACGCGCUCUGCUGCGUGACCGUCCGUGUGACUGACGGGCUGAAGUCCUAGGGUGCUCUGAUGAGCUGAUGAGGCAGGAAUCUGGACCCCCAAGUCUGGCUAGAAGCUCACUAGACACAGUACAGCAUCACUUAGAAUCUGCCUGGGUGGGGAAUGACCAAACUGGCUACUGAUCGGAAAGUUCCAACACAGCAAGUUGGAUAAUUCAGUGGGGAGGGGGCAGCAGUAAUGGGACAGUGUGUGGGAAAAUCCUCGACAGUAAGGUGAAAUAGUGGGUUGGGGACACUGUGACUUGGGAAUACUUAGACACUUUCUACUUAAUGUACCGCUAAGAGAGUCCAUUUUCUAUGUUUUGUAUAAUCUGAAACUGUACACAAAAAUAAAGGUUAAAACCAAAUUGCUCGGAGCAACAGACUAAUGUUCAUAGCCUGCAAACGUCUAGGGAAAAUACUGUCAUUUCAGGUGGCAGAGAGCACUGACUCAUCAGGACGAUGAUCGGAGGUUUUGCAGAGACUAACUGAUGUCUCAACAUCUGUCAUGGGCAAUCUGCUGAGUCUUUUUU
Molecule: messenger RNA, 3865 nt
Organism: Condylura cristata (star-nosed mole)
Lineage: Eukaryota; Metazoa; Chordata; Mammalia; Eulipotyphla; Talpidae
Gene: EMP2
Product: epithelial membrane protein 2
Exons: 5
Coding region: 117-620 (167 amino acids)
Cellular component (GO): plasma membrane
Source: RefSeq, a predicted model, not a curated record